UUCUACAAAAAAAAAACCAACCAAAACUUAAUUUUGUUGAACGACUGAAUUAUUGGAACGGCAGGGUAUAUAUUAAAAUGAUCUCGAAUCACAAUCCAAAAGCAAAAUUAGCUUAAACUGAUUGCGAAUUACAAGCCAAAAGCACUUUUGAAACAAUUUAAUAUUAUCAUUUAAGUACGAAUAUCAAUACCAAAAUCAACCAAGACUGAUUGUGAAUUAUAAGCUAAUCUGUUUGGUCAUAUAUAGCAAAUUCAGCUUGAACUGUUUGUGAAUUACAAGCCAAAGGCACACUCAAUGCAUUCGAAAUGAGCUUUAACGGCUUUUAAGUUUUGUUUUCCUAUCAGGGGCAACUUUAAAUUCAUGGCACAUUUUUAUACCACGCUUUAGUUUCUACUUUAAGCAGCCCCUCACCUCACAGGCAGUAUGACCAACUCGAAACGCAAACAGCCCACAAAACCCACAAACACAACAGAUGCCGCCGCAGAAAAUAAAUCCCCAGCUGCAGAUGAUGAGCCGUGCACAACCGGGACGGAAGAGGCAACAGAUCCGGAGCCCAGUCCAACCGCACAGUUCUUUAAGCUUUGCUUUGGCCAUGAGCUGCAAAACUUUGCUAGCUUGCAGAGUUUCACGCGCUGGCUGCAACGACCUGUGGAUGGCGCCGCCCUGGGUGUAUUCCGGAUGCUCUAUGGCGCCGCCAUGCUGAUUGACAUAGCCGAGGAGCGCGGCGGGGGGCAGCUGGACGUGCGCUACGGUGAACCGCAUCAUUGUCAUUUUCCGCUGUUCAACGGAAUGGCCGCCUUGGACUACCCGCUGAUGGGCUGCGUCUAUCUGGCCAUGUGGCUGGGCGCCUGGGGCAUUAUGCUGGGUUAUCGUUUUCGGCUCAGCUGCCUGGCAUUUGUCACGGGCUACUGGUACAUCUUUUUGCUGGACAAGCCGGCGUGGAAUAAUCAUAGCUAUCUAUUCGGAUUGGUCGGCACGCUCUUGCUGUUCACCCAGGCGCACAGCUACUGCUCCCUGGACAGUUGGCUGAGGCCAGAGCUGAGGCAGCCGGUGCCGUAUUGGAAUUACUUUCUCAUCAAGUUCCAGUUCUUUGUGCUGUACAUGUACGCGGGCCUGAAGAAGUUUUCGCUGGAGUGGCUCUCCGGUUAUGCCAUGUCCAGUCUCAGUCAGCAUUGGGUCUUUGCGCCCUUUCGCCAGCUGCUGGACGAGGAGCUAAUCGAUUUGCUGAUCAUCCAUUGGUUUACGGCCUUCUUCGAUCUUUCCAUAGCAUUCUUUAUGACCUGCGAGAAGACGCGUCUGCUGGUUACUCCGUUCAUGAUUAGCUUUCACUUGAUGAACUCGCGACUCUUUAUAAUAGGCAUGUUCCCGUGGGUCUGCCUGGCGGAGGUGCCGCUCUUCUUCAGCUUCGACUGGCCACGACGCUUAAGCUGCCUGGUCAAGACGAUGCCAGCAGCAAAGGAGGAGAAGAAAGCUCCAAUCGGCGAUGAACCUGGCUUCAAGGAUCAGUUGCGCAGCUGCAUCAUAAUCUUCUAUUGCGCGCUGCAGCUGUUUCUGCCCUACUCUCACUUCAUCACCAAGGGCUACAACAACUGGACGAAUGGUCUCUAUGGCUACUCGUGGGACAUGAUGGUGCAUUCCUACGAUACGGUGCUGACUUCCAUCAAGGUGGUCGACAAUGACAACCAGAAGGUGCACCAUCUGAAUCCCUAUGCAUUCACCGAAUACGAUCGCUGGACAAAGUAUGCGGACAUGGCUGUCCAGUAUGCCAAGUGCAUUGAGAAGAACAUCCGAGAGGACAUGGAUCAGCAUCCGCAGAACAGUCCGCUGACCAGCAGCAACAUUUCCAUUUACUUUGACAUUUGGUGCGCCAUGAACGGGCGGUUUCAGCAGCGCACUUUUGAUCCACGCGUGGAUCUCCUAAAGGCGCCCUGGUCGCCCUUUAAGCGCACGCCCUGGUCACUGCCGCUGCUCACCGAGCUGAAUCAUAUGCGUCCGAAACUCAAAACGAUUGCCAAUGAGGUGCUGGCCUGGAACAACUACUCGGAUGUUAUAUUUGUCGCCGAUUUCCCGGGUCUAACGCUGAGCAACUUCAUCGCUCCGACUCUAUUCAACUGCAGCCUGACAAUACUCGAAGGUAAUGUGCGCUACAAGAGCGCUAAGGAUGGUGAGGCGUUCUUCCUGACGGCCGGCAAGAGCAUUGGCCUGGAGAGCAAUGCUACGCACUAUGUGACCACGAUUGGCCAGAAGCCAGCCUCCUAUUUGUACACCUAUGUGAACAAGACCAUGCUGGAGCAGGACAUUGUCAUAGAUGAUGUGGGUCAGUCCAAGGAGCGUUCCUUGCUGCCGCUCUGGAAGGAGUUCAAGCAACGCCUUGCCAAUUACCAACAGUUCCUCAAGCAUUUGGCCAAUUGCUUGCUCUACCUGCUAUACGAUGUGCCCAUACCGAUUUCCAUUAGAGAGAGAGAUUAAGAAUGAAGCAGACGAGAUUAUAUUCCACUUGCUGCAAUGUAUUUCCUUGCCUAAGUCCCUUAGUGUCACAUAAUGUGUGGGUGAUAAAACUGAUAAUAAAUGUUUAAAUGUUAUACCUCAGAAGAUGACAAUUUUGAUUCCAACUCUUUCUUCAGAGCGUACCGAGUCAGAAAAUGAUUAUCUUUCCAAGAUUAUGAUAUGAAUUCCCAAGUUAAGGUCGUUUUAUGUGUUUGUGAAGUAUAUUAUAAUCGGAGUAAUAAAUUUUCAAGCUUCACAUAAUGGAUUUUCCUCGAAAAACAUGGAACAGUUAUCAAACGUAUUUCCACAAAAGGCGUGAAACUGCUUUCCAUCUGGACUUCAAAUUAGUCUACUGGGAGCUAGUCACAGGGUAUACUAGACCCUUGGGUGCUUGACUGUUCUGUUAUCCAUCCAAACAAUGUUAUGCUAUAUUUACAUAAUGCAAAUAUAUACUUAUAUGUAUAACUGUAUUUACAAACCGGACACAAUAUUAUUUUCAACCUAAAUAUUAACAAAUCUCUGCACUUAAAAUUUUGUGACCUCGUCAAUUAACAAAGCGCAUCAUUAAAA
Messenger RNA from Drosophila virilis, 3057 nucleotides. Lineage: Eukaryota; Metazoa; Arthropoda; Insecta; Diptera; Drosophilidae. The record is from RefSeq and is a predicted model, not a curated record.